AUGAGUUUAUUUCCGAAUGCCAAAGAAAUUACAGAGUCAUUUGCAGUUUGGUCAGCGUUAAGACAAUUCAUCUUUCCACGAUUGGAACAACAAUUAUCAAUGUCUGAAUCUACCGAUUCAAUUUCAUCGAUGGAUAGUCGCCAAAAUGCAAUUAUUGUUGUUGGAGAUGGUAUGACACCUCGUACAGCUGCUCUGUGCGCAUAUUUAACAAAAGGAUUAUGGCAAUGUUAUAGUAUUGAUCCUAUGCUUCAAUAUGAUACGUAUGCAGAUAUGGUAUUUAUUAAUCGAGGAGGUAUUACAACAGCUGAUCAUUGUAGAGAAUGGAAAUCCAUAAAAGGUUUAAGAAUGGCACGUGCCAAAAUUCAAACAGUAUCUGUACAGUGUCGAAAAGCAAUCGUAGUUAUGAUGCAUGCGCAUGUAACCCUAGAAGAUGCCAUUGUAGCUGUCGAUGCAUCAGAAGGUAUUAUUGGCAUUGUUACAUGCCCAUGCUGUAAAUGGGCUCCUUUUCAACAAGAAUGGCUAGGACAGCCACCACAUCAUAAGUAUACUGAUUUAAGACUAUUAAGUGUCAAGAAUGAAAUGAACGUAUGGUAUUUUCCGCAAGGCUAUAAUAAUAAGUCGACUCUUAUGUCGGUGAAUUCUACCACUAGUGCAAUGGCUGAAGACAAGCGAUUGCCAACGAAACAGAUGACGGAACGUAAUAUAUGGGGAAUAGACAUGAGUAUUACUGACAAUAUAUUCUCCAAUAGAGAUGGAGUAAAACAACGAGCUAUUGAAUUAUGGCCACAAAUAUUUUCAAAUGGCAGUGAAGCAUUCAACACCACUGAAGUAAAUCGAUUAUCAAACACGAUCGCAUGUAACCGAACAACAGAUUCGAAUAUGACUCAAUCUACUAUUGAUGAUUCAGAAACAUGGCCUUGGGCAUCAACAUCAUGGUCACCGAAAGAUAUAUUACCUUUAAUGAAAUCACUUUGUUAUACGUCGACAUCAUUACCAGACGUACGUGACAGUCUGCCAGUUUUACCUUCAUGGUUUGCAAAAUCUGUUUUAGUGGUAGGUACCAUUGCAGCUAUGCGACGAUGCAAACAAACUGUUUUUUACGAAUUGCAUACUUGUACUAUUCCUUCAGAACCACUUGAAGAUAUCCUACGACUUGCGUGUGGUACAUCACCUACGAGCAAUACUACAAUGGAAAAGACACAUGCAUCAGCCGAUACAUUUCCCAUAUUAUUAAAAUCUGCUGAUCGUAUGUGGACGUGCGUAGAAUACCAACGACAUCUUCAAGCUGUUGCUAGUUAUGAUGCGACGAUCGGACGAAAAACAAAAGAUUGUAAUUCGCAAACACAUGCCAAUGAUCUCACAGUACCAUCGAAUACAGAUCGUGUAAACGUAGUACUAUCUUUAUUAUCUUAUGAACGUAGGACUACAGCUGCAAAACAACCUAAAUUGUCUACGGAAACAAACGAAAAUAUUCAAACUGUAGAAACGACUUCUACACUUUUACAAUCUAAAGAUAGCAUUAAAGUAAAAUUAUUUAAUUAUAAUCCACAACCACGCCAAUCUCUAUUUCCUUGGGCUAUGAAUUUACGACCUGGUGAUAUUUUAGUUGCAUAUUGUGAAUUAGGAUGUAACGCAAAGAAAGGACCACAAUUAUGUUUAGUUGACGGUAUUCUACUAUUUGAUAGUAUGUUACAUGUGAUCUGCGCCGAUCGUCGUAUUCUACGGUAG
Messenger RNA from Rotaria sp. Silwood2, 1728 nucleotides. Lineage: Eukaryota; Metazoa; Rotifera; Eurotatoria; Philodinida; Philodinidae. The record is from the annotation of a GenBank genome assembly.